UUUCUUUUCUCUUUGUCAUCGAGCAGUUCGUGUUGAUAUAGGAAUUUUCUGGGGAUUUCCGACUUGAUUUGCAAGAUGCCUGGAAGAAAAGUGUUUGUAGUUGGUGUAGGCAUGACUAAGUUUGAAAAACCAGGGAGAAGGGAAGAUUUCGAUUACCCAGACAUGGCAAGAGAAGCAGGCACAAAGGCCCUAAAGGAUUGUGGUAUAGACUAUACAAGUAUUCAGCAAGCUGUUGUUGGAUAUUGUUAUGGUGAUAGUACUUGUGGACAAAGAGCACUGUAUCAGCUUGGUUUGACUGGAAUUCCUAUUUACAAUGUCAACAAUGCAUGUGCCACAGGAUCCAGUGCCUUGUUUCUCGCUAAGCAACUAAUAGAGGGAGGUAUCAGUGACUGUGCACUUGCAUUAGGUUUUGAAAAAAUGCAAAAAGGUUCACUUGGUUCCAGGUAUAACGAUCGCACCUCACCAAUGGAUAAACAUAUGGAAGUGAUGUUGAAUAAGUAUGAGUUUGCACCAGCUCCAGUUACACCACAGAUGUUUGGCAAUGCAGGUCGUGAGCACAUGGAAAAGUAUGGUACCACUUCAGAUCAUUUUGCAAAGAUUGCGUACAAGAAUCAUUUGCAUUCAGUCAACAACCCGAACUCACAGUUUAGAAAAGAAUAUAGUCUUGAGGAAAUCAAGAAGUCCCCUAUGAUUUAUGAUCCACUAACCAAACUUCAGUGCUGUCCAACAUCAGAUGGAAGUGCUGCAGCAAUACUUGCAAGUGAAGAAUUUGUCAAAAAACACAAACUGGAGGACAAGGCAGUUGAAAUCGUUGGAAUGGAAAUGGCAACUGAUUUCAAGAGCACAUUUAAUGAAAACAGCUGCAUAAAGAUGGUUGGAUAUGAUAUGACCAAGGCAGCAGCACAAAGACUCUUUUCUAAAACAGGGCUUUCACCCAAACAAGUAGAUGUUGUUGAACUCCAUGAUUGUUUCUCCACAAAUGAACUUCUUACUUAUGAAGGAUUAGGACUGUGUGAAGAAGGCAAAGGAGGUGAAUUAGUUGACAGGGGUGACAAUUCUUAUGGCGGAAAAUAUGUCAUAAAUCCUAGCGGAGGGUUAAUAUCUAAAGGUCAUCCACUAGGCGCAACAGGGCUUGCCCAGUGCACGGAACUGUGUCUUCAGCUACGUGGUGAGUGUGGCAAGAGACAAGUCCCUGGUGCUAGGAUAGCACUUCAGCAUAACUUGGGCCUUGGUGGUGCAGUUAUAGUGGCCUUGUAUCGACUUGCAUUCCCUCAAAAAAGGUUUCAUCCUGUCUCUACAUAUACAUCAGCGACCUCCCCUGCUGGUUUCAAAGCUAAAGUGGUUUUUGAUGAGAUUGAAAAACAACUGAAAACAGAAGGAGCUGCUUACGUCAAAAAGAUCAAAGGAGUUUUCUGUUUUAAGAUUCAGAAAGGUCCAGGUGGAAAGGAGGGAGUAUGGAUAGUGGAUGCCAAGAAUGGAGCUGGUUCAGUGAAAUUUGGUUCCUCAGACAAAGGGGAUGUUACAAUUACCAUCAGUGAUGAUGACUUUAUAAAGCUAAUGACAGGAAACCUAAGCCCACAAAAAGCAUUCUUCAAGGGUCUUCUGAAGCUCAAAGGAAACAUGGGUCUUGCUAUGAAACUAAGACAAUUCCAAUCCAAAGCUUCCACUUUGAAAUCCAAGUUAUAACUAUUAAAGAAACAGGACGAAAUGAUUCAUGUCGAUAUACAAUUGAAUUUAUACUUAACGGACAGUAAUAUGCAACAUCUACAUGUGUAUCAUCCACAACUAAUACAGUAUAUGAUAAAACAGUGUCGUGAUAUAUGGAAACAAAAUAACUGACGUCUUACCCAUCAAACAAAGGAAUGUUGUUUUAGAAACAUUAAAAUACAGGAUGAUCAAGUCCAUUUAACUUUAAUGUUUGCAAUUCCACCCAAGUGUGAACCAAGCCUUUUACAAUCACAAUCUGAUUAUGUAAUAUGAUAACAACAAGCUAGAUAAACAGAUUUUUAUUAAAAAUCACCAAUGGAUGCCUUUUAUGGUACCAACCAGAUGUUUUUACUUA
Exaiptasia diaphana is the source of this 2062-nucleotide messenger RNA. RefSeq names its product non-specific lipid-transfer protein. The record is from RefSeq and is a predicted model, not a curated record. NCBI's taxonomy places the organism in Eukaryota, Metazoa, Cnidaria, Anthozoa, Actiniaria, Aiptasiidae. The coding region runs from base 76 to 1686 and encodes 536 amino acids. The transcript is spliced from 18 exons. Gene Ontology annotation, molecular function: acyltransferase activity, transferring groups other than amino-acyl groups.